Molecule: messenger RNA, 1185 nt
Organism: Jaculus jaculus (lesser Egyptian jerboa)
Lineage: Eukaryota; Metazoa; Chordata; Mammalia; Rodentia; Dipodidae
Gene: Rbmxl2
Product: RBMX like 2
Exons: 1
Coding region: 1-1185 (394 amino acids)
Biological process (GO): positive regulation of mRNA splicing, via spliceosome
Cellular component (GO): spliceosomal complex
Molecular function (GO): RNA binding
Source: RefSeq, a predicted model, not a curated record
AUGGUGGAGGCCGACCGCCCCGGGAAGCUCUUCAUCGGGGGCCUCAACCUGGAAACGGACGAGAAAGCUCUGGAGGCGGCGUUCGGCAAGUACGGCCGCAUCAUCGAGGUGCUCCUCAUGAAGGACCGCGAAACGUCCAAGUCCCGCGGCUUCGCGUUCGUCACCUUCGAGAACCCCGCCGACGCCAAGGCGGCCUCCAGAGACAUGAACGGCAAGUCCCUGGAUGGUAAGGCCAUCAAGGUGGCGCAGGCCACCAAGCCGGUGUUCGAGAGCAGCCGACGGGGCCCGCCGCCGCCGCGCAGCCGCGGCCGUCCGAGGGGCCUGCGCGGAACCCGCGGCGGCGGCCCGCGGAGACCCCCGUCCCGCGGCGGCUCUGCCGACGACAACGGCGGGGGCUACGCGGCCGACUUCGACCCGCGGCCGUCGCGCACGCCCGUGCCGGUGAAGCGGGGCCCGCCGCCGCGCAGGCCGGGGCCCCCGCCCAAGAGGGCCGCGCCGUCGGGCCCGGCGCGCAGCGGGGGAGGCGCGGGGCUGCGCGGGCGCUCGGCGGCGGCGGCGGCGGCGGCGUCGCGUGGUCGGGACGACUACGCCGGCCCCGCGCGCCGCGAGCUGCCGCCGCCGCCGCCGCGCCGCGACCCGUACGCGGGCCCCCGCGAGGAAGGCUACUCGCCCCGGGAGAGCUACUCGAGCCGCGACUACGCGAGCGGCCGCGACUUCGCGCCCUCGCCGCGCGACUACACCUACCGCGACUACGGCCACUCGAGCGCGCGCGACGACUGCCCGUCCCGGGGCUACUGCGACCGCGACGGCUACGGAGGACGCGACCGCGACUACGCCGACCACCCGGGCGGGGGCGGCGGCGGCGGCUCCUACCGAGACCCCUUCGAUGGCUACAGCGACCCGCGCGGCCCCGCACGUGGACCGCCGCCGUCGUACAGCGGAGGCCGCUACGACGACUACCGCGCCGUCUCCCCGGAUGGCUACGGAGGCCGAGACGGCUACGGAGGCCGCAGCGAGCGCUACUCGGGAGGCCGUGAGCGGGUGGGCCGGCCGGAGCGCGGGCUGCCGGCGUCCAUGGAGCGGGGCUGUCCGCCCUCGCGCGACUCUUACAGCCGCUCGGGCCGCAGGGCGCCCCCUAGGGGCGGAGGCCGCCUGGAGCGGGGCGGAGGCCGCAGCAGGUACUAG